AUGCGCGAGCUCACCGCGAAUGCUGCCCUUGUAGCCAUCUACGAGCUCCUGGAGAUGAACAAGCUGCGGACCAUCGACUUCAUCCGACUCAUCGACCGCGACAGCGACGCCCACCUCGCACCGGCAGAGCUCCGGGAAGGACUUUUCAAGCUGGGCUACGAGAUCAGCGCUGAAGAGCUGGAUGCACUGACGGAGCUUCUAGAUGCAGAUGGAAGUGGCUCCAUCAGUGUGAAGGAGCUCGACCGGUGCGUAAAGAAGGCGGCGCUGGAUGCCCUGGAGGCAGCAGCACAGCGCGUGAUGAAGGACAGUCCACAGGAGUCCAUCAGCGACGUGCUGCAUCGUGUCAACACGGCCCUGCAGUCGGGCAAACUUACAGUGUAUGGGCGUAAGAUUCACGACGCGCACAGCUUCUUCAAGGCGAUCGACAAGGACGGAAGUGGGGCCCUGGAUCCCUCGGAGAUUCAGCGGGGCUUUCGCCGCCUCGGCGUGACCGUGUCAGACGCUCUUUUGCAGCAACUUACGGACGCGAUGGACACCAACGAAAAUGGCAAAAUAGAACUCAGCGAGCUGGUCCAUGCGCUGCAGAAUCCCCAAGGCGUUCAAAAACGUUCCAGCAUCAUCGAGGCGACCGGAGCGCCGCCGCUGCUCUCCUCCAGCCGUCGGCCGUCCUCGUCGUCGGUACGUGCUGCGAGCACGGGGGAUGCAGGCCGACGACUCUCCUCUGCUUCCGGUGCGGGAUCGCGUGAGGCUGGCAGCGUCCCACGACGCCAGAGUCCCUUCAACAGUCCCAGUCGCCGCCCAUCCGGCGCUGCGGAGCCCCAAGUUCAGCCUCAGACUCGAUCUUCCACCGAUGCAGCUGCGGCAGAUCUCAGCAGGAGGGGAUCCAGGAGAAGCAGCCAGGGGCGAAGCUCAAGCCCAAGGAGCUCCCAUGCCCCUGCACCUCGGGAUGUUCGGGAGAGCCGCGGCAGCCUCGAGAACAGCCCCGCCCCGAGGAGCUCCUUCACCGUGCACGCCCGCACCGAGGACCAAGGCCCUGUUGAUGCCAUGGAGGCGCUUCGCCAGAUCCACCGCCGCAUGGAAGAGACGAAGAUGAGGACAAUUGAUUUGUUCAGACUAUUGGACCGCAGUGGAGAUGGUACCAUCACGAGAAGUGAGCUCCGGAAGGGUCUCGAAGAGAUAGGGGUGAACAUCGAUCCUGCCUCCUUCAAGGCCUUAGUUGGGCAUCUGGACAGGGAUUCCGGCGGCACCAUCAACUUGAAAGAAAUGGACCGUGGAAUCAAGGAAGCAGUUCGGGAGAAGUAUGGCAAGGACGUCAUGAUCGACCCUGCUCAUUUUAUCGAGUACGAGCUGCUCAUGGAAGUGAACCGCUCCCUUCACGCAGGCACACAGAUGAUCUUUGGAAACCGCGUCACCGACAGCCGCAGCUUCUUCCGGGCCAUCGACCGGGACAACAGCGGAGAGCUGGAUGCUUCGGAGCUGGCCAAGGGGCUCCUGAAGUUGGGAAUCCAGGUGACGAACGAGGGCCUCAUGCACGACUUGGUGGAUUCCAUAGACAAAAACUCGAGUGGACUCAUCGACCGUGAGGAGUUUGUGAAGGCGCUCCAAAAUCCUGAAGAGCUUUUCGCCCUGCCCGAAGCGAAACCGAAGAAGGAGCGUGCCCCAGUAGAGCCAGGCCGUGAGGAAGACGCGACGAAAGUUUUGGCGGCGAUGCACGAGCACCUCUCUAACUCCAAGACUCGGACAGUGGACUGGUUCCGCAAGAUGGACACGAGCGGCGACGGCAAAGUCUCGCGAGCCGAAUUGAAACGGGGCUUGAAAGAGAUGGGCUGUGCAUUGACAGCUUCCGAGCUCUUGGCGAUUAUCAACUACUUGGACAAGGAUUCGUCCGGGGCAGUGAGCCUUCAAGAGCUUCAGCGAGGCAUGAACGCUGCUGUCAGGGCCGUCGCGGCAGCUGCCGGGGCAUUGGAGCCGGUCGUAGAAGGCCCGGCAUCCAACGCCUUCGAAGCCCUGGUCCAAAUCAACGCGGCGCUGCGAAGCAACACCCAGCUGAUCAUGGGCACACGGGUCACGGAUGCCCGGAGCUUCUUUAAGGCAAUGGACAAAGACGACAGCGGCAGCCUGGAUAAGACAGAAGUGGCCCGCGGCUUGAAGAGGCUUGGCAUUGAGGCGAGUCCAGACCUGCUAGAUCAGAUCGUGGCAGCCAUCGAUGUAAACAACGAUGGCGUCCUCGAGAUGAAAGAGCUGGUCCGAGCACUGAAGGACCCACGAGAGGCAGCCCCGCCGACGGCAAGCGACGCACCAGCCGGCCUUGUCGCAGAAAGUCCCGGCGCUGAUGAUGUCGAAGCCACUGAGCCGCCUGCGGCGGCAAGAUCCCUGAGCCCACUUCGCGAGGCCCGCGAUGCUGCUGCGCCCCUUGAAACCUCGGAGCCCACGGAAAAUGCAGAGGAGGCCCCAGGCCCUGCUCCGGAAAGUCCCGACGCCCUGAUGAUGGCGGCACCGGCGGCACCAGCAGCAGACUCAGCGCCAAGCCAAAAUGACUCGAAGGAAUCCGCACAGGAGCCAGCUUCGUCCUCAAGCAUCCUGCCCGAUGCCCCUGCCGAGGCGCAGACGGUGCAGCCCAGCAGCCAGGCUUCCAGUCCCGCAAGUCCCUCCAGGAAGUCGCGCGUCACCGUGCAGGGCAACGAGCGCAAGAGCGUCGUUGCAUCGAGGACUGGCACGAGGCCUUCGCUGAGCCCUACGAAGAGAGCUUCAAGGGCUGCACCGAGCAGUACGACAUCUACACCGCCACGCAGAAGCACGCGGCCGGACACGCAGCCUGUGCUGAAUCGAGGCUCCCCCCGGCCGGGUGACAAGCGCGCCAGCGCACUUCGAACGCCGCAGUAG
Symbiodinium sp. CCMP2592 is the source of this 2883-nucleotide messenger RNA. NCBI's taxonomy places the organism in Eukaryota, Dinophyceae, Suessiales, Symbiodiniaceae. The record is from the annotation of a GenBank genome assembly.